Molecule: messenger RNA, 1308 nt
Organism: Leptinotarsa decemlineata (Colorado potato beetle)
Lineage: Eukaryota; Metazoa; Arthropoda; Insecta; Coleoptera; Chrysomelidae
Gene: tex
Product: THO complex 3 homolog tex
Biological process (GO): mRNA export from nucleus
Cellular component (GO): THO complex part of transcription export complex
Molecular function (GO): protein binding
Source: RefSeq, a predicted model, not a curated record
UGAUUAUUUCUUAUUCUGUGAAGUAAUUUUAACCUAACCUAACAAACUUGUUUGCAUUUGUAUGUUUGUUGUGAUAAAUUUCCAAAGAGACGAUCGUCGUUGAAAACUCUGUUUCUUAGGAUCUUAGGAAGUGUUAUUGAAUGCUGUGAUAAUAUUAUUGGAUCUUUGCAAUACUGCUAUUAGCUUAGAGACCAGAUUAGGCCUCCGCUGGACUGGUGGUGUAACAAGGACUAAUGAUUAUUUAAUUUUCUGUACAUAUCUUCCAAUGAUAUAUUUCAAAAUUCAAAGAUGAAAAGGUAUCAAGAAAAAAUAGAAGAACUCCAAAAUUACUUCAAAACUCACAGCAAAUCUAAAGAAUAUGUAGGGCAUUCAUCCAAAGUACACUCAGUGGGGUGGAGUUGUGAUGGAAAACGAUUGGCAUCAGGUUCAUUUGAUAAAUCUGUGUGUGUUUAUACAUUAGACAGAGACAGACUGAACAAAGAACACACUUUUAAAGGACAUGGUGGUUCAGUGGACCAGCUAUGUUGGCACCAAACACAUCCUGAUCUCCUCAGCACAGCUAGUGGUGACAAAUCUGUUAGAAUAUGGGAUACUAGAGUUCAAAAAUGUGUUGCCACAAUAAACACUAAAGGGGAAAACAUAAAUAUAACUUGGUCUCCUAAUGGUCAAGCUAUUGCUGUUGGAAAUAAAGAAGAUUUGGUUUCUUUCAUAGAUGCAAGAACACAUAAGAUUGAAGCUGAAGAACAAUUUCAUUUUGAGGUCAAUGAAAUAUCAUGGAACAAUACCAGCGACUUAUUUUUUUUGACUAAUGGUCAAGGAUGCAUUCAUAUUUUGAGUUAUCCAGAUUUGAAACGCCAACAUAUAUUAAAGGCUCAUCCAGGAACAUGCAUUUGUAUAGAGUUUGAUCCUACUGGGAAAUACUUUGCAACAGGAAGUGCAGAUGCCCUGGUAUCUCUUUGGGAUAUUAAUGAACUUGCAUGUCAAAGAGUUUUUACAAGGAUGGACUGGCCUGUGCGAACAAUAUCAUUCAGCCAUGAUGGGCAAUUGUUAGCCUCAGCUUCAGAAGAUCUUAUCAUCGACAUAGGCUUUGUUGAAACAGGUGACAAAAUAUCGGAUAUCACAGUGGAAGCAGCCACUUUUACUGUUGCUUGGCACCCAUCUCUUUAUCUUUUAGCGUAUGCUUGUGACGAUAAAGACAACUAUGACAGAAAAAGGGAUGCAGGUAGUUUGAAAGUAUGGGGUUUUCAAUCUGACUGAUAAUCUAUUUUUUUUGGAAGUGAGUUGGGAAAUUAAAUAUUUAGGUAAAAA